AGGGAUGAAAGGGUCAGAAAUCAGAAGUCAAGCAAACUAUCCACCCAAUAUCAGGCUGUGCAUUAGUAUUGUUGUUGUUAGGUCUUUCUUUAAAUUAAUCAUCAAUCGUGCCCUUGGUGAAUAAUGUAAUCUUGCUAAGUGCCCUUCACGAUCUCUCCACAUCUCUCUUUCCAUCACAUAUACACAUUCACUUCCCCGCCUAUUAUUCAUGCUUCAUCAAACCUCUCUCAAGUCUCAACCAACUCAUCUCGCUCUGUUCUUGUCUCCAAUUUUCAACGACUUUCUACAUUUUUGAAAAAAUGGCAAAUUUGGUUCGUCUUUGAUAGUUCUUUGGGCGGGUUUCCAUUUUCACAAGAAUACCAAAAGUCUUCCCACAUAGAGCUGAUUUUGAGUAUUUUCCAUUGUGGGGUGGUGUUGCUGCUAUUCUUAAUUGUUGGUUUUGGGGGGUUUUGUAAUUUGAUUUAGUGGGUUUUGUUCCCGUGGGUGAUGUUUUUCUGAUGUCUUUGGGUGUUCGAGGUGCCUCAAAUUUGUCUGAAAACAUGAAAUUUGAUGAUGCAAAAGAGGGUUCAAAUAUGAACAACGGAGGAGUCUCUGAAGUAACAACAACACUACAAACUGAUAAAGCACAAGAUGAUGUUGUUAGUGCAUCAGAAGACAAGAAGAUAAGUGAGAAACAAAGGAAAGACUGCACUUCUGCUUAUACUACUGAUCAAGAGGACGAUGACGAUGACGAGAAGAUAGAUUUGGGUCCUCCUAAAAGUAUCAAACAACAACUUGAAUUGGAUAAGGAAGAUGAGAGUCUAAGAAGGUGGAAAGAGCAGCUACUUGGAAGUGUUGAUCUUGAAACUGUUGGAGAAUCUCUGGAACCAGAUGUUAAGAUCCUUAGUCUUGCGAUUCUCUCCCCUGAUAGGCCUGAUCUUGUUUUAUCAAUUCCUGAGGUUGGUAACCCAAAAGGUUUAUGGUUUACCCUAAAGGAAGGUAGUCGUUACAGCUUAAAAUUCUCGUUCACAGUCAACAGCAACAUUGUUUCUGGCCUAAAAUAUACCAACACAGUUUGGAAAACUGGGAUGAAAGUUGAUAGAAGAAAAGAAAUGCUUGGAGUUUUCAGUCCUCAAGCAGAGGCAUACACUCAUGAGAUGCCUGAAGAAAUCACUCCUUCUGGUAUUUUUGCUAGAGGAUCAUAUUCUGCUAGAACAAAGUUUGUGGAUGAUGAUAAUAAACGCUACUUAGAGAUGAACUACACCUUUGACAUCAGGAAAGAUUGGCCGUCAGUUUAAAACCAGAUAUAGUCCGCAGCACUUCCUUCCUUAGAUCGUUGCAUGGCUCAACUAUAUACUUCCUUCAUAUCAAAUCCUUCCCCACCUUGAUAUAGUUCUGAAACAACAGAAUGCAAGAAGAGAAGAAAAGCUGCACAGUCAAUUUCGUGGGAACCUUACAAAAUGCGAAAGACAUCUUGAUCUAAGUAAGGGAUAGAGUUUUCAUUUUUUAUUCGUUUCUGCAAAUAUUAACAGGGUUAUAAAUAACCCUUCAUUUGUUUUCAUGAAACUUCAUGUUAUGUUAAGCUUCAUUUAUGCAUGGGCAUGUAAACCAUAUGUAUAGGAGACUCGUUGAUUUAUGAUGAUGAAUAUGUUGAAAGUAAGUCAUGAUUUUGUACUCUA
This is a messenger RNA of Papaver somniferum (opium poppy), 1658 nucleotides long. Its product is annotated as rho GDP-dissociation inhibitor 1-like. Gene Ontology annotation, molecular function: protein binding; Rho GDP-dissociation inhibitor activity. Gene Ontology annotation, biological process: Rho protein signal transduction. The record is from RefSeq and is a predicted model, not a curated record. Bases 498 to 1277 code for a protein of 259 amino acids. Gene Ontology annotation, cellular component: cytoplasm; membrane; cytosol. Lineage: Eukaryota; Viridiplantae; Streptophyta; Magnoliopsida; Ranunculales; Papaveraceae. The transcript is spliced from 5 exons.